Molecule: messenger RNA, 834 nt
Organism: Fopius arisanus
Lineage: Eukaryota; Metazoa; Arthropoda; Insecta; Hymenoptera; Braconidae
Product: transmembrane protein 50A
Exons: 4
Coding region: 138-611 (157 amino acids)
Biological process (GO): late endosome to vacuole transport via multivesicular body sorting pathway; protein targeting to vacuole
Source: RefSeq, a predicted model, not a curated record
ACUCUCAGCUGUCAUUCAGCAGUGAUAGGUUAGUGUUUGAUGACUCCACAGCCAGUCAAAAAAUAUCGCAAAGUGUUCUCAUAUUUAAUUAAUAGAAGUGAAAUUAAUUCGUAAAAAAAGUCAAUUAAUUUGGAAUAAUGGCGACGUGUUUGGAGAAUGUUCAGAUGCCUUCCUGCGUGUGGUUUGAGGCUGGUGAGAAGCGAAAUGCUCUCAUGUCGAUGCUCGCUGGGACUCUGUUUUUCAUGGGCUGGUGGUUUAUCAUUGAUGCUCACGCCAAGUACCACACAGAGAUGGUCAGUGCUUAUCACGUUUGUGGAGUUUUGGGAACAUUAUCGUUGUUUAUGGUAAAUUCAGUGACAAAUGCCCAAAUAAGGGGCGAUGCUUAUAAUGGAGGAUGUAUGGGUGCCAGGGGAGCUAGGUUUUGGAUGUUCGUUGGAUUUGUCAUCGGAUUUGCAGCUGUCAUUGCUGCGUGCUGGAUUUUAUUCGCUAAUUUUGUUGCCAAGGAUGCUCCUCAUCAUUGGCCAGGAGUCGCCCUCUUCAUGCAAAAUAUUUUCAUCUUCCUCGGCUCUUUGACUUACAAAUUCGGCAGGUCCGAGGAUCAAUGGAACUGAAACUCCUCGUACAUUCUCGUUACUCGUCAGUAUCUUCUAAGUUUAUACGAAAUUCAAGGAAAAAAAAACUCAUAAGCUAGACAAAAUUGUUUCAGUACUUCUAAAAUUAUUUAUUGAAUGACUCCCUUCAAUAAUAUACUCACAUACAUGCAACAAUUAUAAUCUAAGACCUAGUGAUCUUACGAAGUGAUUAUACAUAAUAAAUAAAAAUUAUAAAAAUGAA